AUGGGCUCCGCAGCAGAUUGGUUCCGCCCCGGCACGCUCUGCGACACCGCAGAAGCUGCCGCACAGCUGGGGUGGCCAGGAGCCAGUAGCCAGUCGCUGCCUCUCACACGAGCCGUGUCCCAUGAUUCCUCCACCCACGUGUGGAGCCCAUCUCACAGUUUUUCUAUGUCGAUGAUGUCUGGAUACUGUGACGAGGGUGAAAAGCUGUUCGAGGAGCACUCCGACCUGCUGGAGCUCUUCGAGCGCUUCCGGUCGCUGAAGACGCGCGAGGAGCAGGCGAGCAGCAUGGAGCUGGCCGAGCACGCGACCACCGUGAUGAACUCGCUGGACGAGGCCAUCCGGGCGCUCGACGACGCCGACACCUUCUUCACCUUCGUGGAGCAGGUUGGCGCGUCGCACCGCCGCAUCCCGGGCUUCCAGCCGGAGCUCUUCUGGAAAAUCGAGAAGCCUUUCCUUGAGGCAGUGAAGACAACGCUGGGCGAUCGGUACACGGACAACGUGGACACUCUCUACCGGGCGACCAUCAAACUCAUCAUCGAGACUCUCAUCAACGGAUACAACAACGCACAGGACAACCCGCAGACGCAGCAGAAGGAGCAGUCCUCGUGA
This is a messenger RNA of Schistocerca serialis cubense, 609 nucleotides long. RefSeq names its product myoglobin-like. Gene Ontology annotation, molecular function: heme binding; oxygen binding. The record is from RefSeq and is a predicted model, not a curated record. Lineage: Eukaryota; Metazoa; Arthropoda; Insecta; Orthoptera; Acrididae. Bases 1 to 609 code for a protein of 202 amino acids. The transcript is spliced from 3 exons.